Coregonus clupeaformis (lake whitefish) is the source of this 1828-nucleotide messenger RNA. RefSeq names its product syntaxin-2. Bases 279 to 1136 code for a protein of 285 amino acids. Gene Ontology annotation, cellular component: SNARE complex; endomembrane system; presynaptic active zone membrane. Gene Ontology annotation, molecular function: SNARE binding; SNAP receptor activity. The transcript has 10 exons. The record is from RefSeq and is a predicted model, not a curated record. Gene Ontology annotation, biological process: exocytosis; synaptic vesicle fusion to presynaptic active zone membrane; intracellular protein transport. NCBI's taxonomy places the organism in Eukaryota, Metazoa, Chordata, Actinopteri, Salmoniformes, Salmonidae.
UUGUAGGAGGAUCAUGUGAAUUAUGUUGUCUGCCACAACCAGAUCGUUAGCUAGCGAACUAACGGUGCAUUUUGGUUGAUGCCUGAUUUUGAGGAAUUGGACAACGCUUCCCUAGCUAAUGAUUGAAAGAGAAUAAACUUUUCCCAUUGCAUGGCUAUAGAAAUUGAUGUUUGUUAAACUCAGACCUAUCUAGCAAAGUUAGCUAGAUGCGAUGGAGUUGAGAAGUGGUUACAUUAUUUAGCUAACGUUAGCCAAUCAAAAACGCAUCGAACUGAGUGAUGAAGGACCGGUUGGGUGAAUUAACCGCAAGCAGGACACAGGCAGAGGAGGAUGUCACAGUUGACAGAGAUGGAUUUAUGGAAGGGUUUUUCAGAAGGGUCGAAGAGGUUAGGGGGUUGAUUGAUAAGAUAUCUUCUAAAGUGGAGGAGGUGAGGAAGAAGCACAGCAUGAUCCUGUCUGCACCCAAUCCAGAUCAGAAGAUGAAAGAUGAACUUGACCGGUUGACCAAUGAGAUCAAAAACAAUGCCAACUCUGUGAGAGUUAAGCUAAAAUCUAUGGAGCAGAGCCUGCCCAAGGAUGAUGUUUCUAACAGGGCCUCGGUUGAUUUCCGCAUUCAGAAAACCCAGCACACGGUGCUCUCCAGGAAGUUUGUGGAUGUCAUGACUCAGUACAACGAGACUCAAGUGUCGUUUAGGGAGAGAAGCAAAGGAAGGAUCCAGAGACAGCUGGAGAUAACUGGGAGAGUGACUAGCAAUGAGGAACUGGAGGACAUGCUGGAGAGUGGCAACUCAUCAAUUUUUACAUCUGAUAUUAUCUCUGACUCUCAGAUCACGCGCCAGGCCUUGAAUGAGAUUGAGUCAAGGCACCAGGAUAUCAUCCGCCUGGAGUCCAGCAUCAGGGAGCUCCAUGCCAUGUUUAUGGACAUGGCCAUGCUGGUGGAGAAUCAGGGGGAUAUGGUCAACAACAUAGAGAAGAAUGUCUCCAAUGCAGCUGAAUACAUAGGCCGUGCCAAAGAGGAGACCAAAAAAGCUGUGAGAUACCAGAAAAAAUCCCGGAGGAAAUUGUUCUGGCUUGCCAUUUGUGUGGCAUUGGGUCUCCUCAUUUUAGUCAUCAUAAUAGCAACAAUGUUUGACUGACCAAUGAGAGGCCAAGUUCCAGUCAUCAUACCCUGCUCAACGUUAAACUACGCCUCCAAUACCAAGACGGGCACGCCAAUUCUCAGAGGACAAUAGAUCCAUCUGUAUCCACCAUGUUAUUACACUAUUACUCCUUUUCACACCAUAUAAUGACUGAGUCAGUGGCCUUGCACAAUCUCACAGAAGCUUUAGGAUACUCCCAGAGCCAUGGUUACUCCUAGGAAAACCCUCCCCCUUGCUGCAAAUAUACAGGGUAGCCUUUUGUACUGUCAAUGCUAGUAACUAGAAUACAGUCUCUACAGGGCUGACAUAGGAUACAUGUCAACAAUUACUAGUAUUGCAAACUACAUAGACACACACAGACACACCUCUUCUGCUGCCAUAUAGUACAUGGUAAGUAGAGAGAUGUCACUUUCAAACUUUACUUAGCCAAAUUAUUUUAUUCCUUUUUUAUCUACGUUUUAAAGUGAUUCAUUCUUAGCUCUGUGUUGUAUUAUCAACUUCUGUUUGUAUGUCAAUUAUUUUCAUUUUAGUAUAACGAUCAGAACAAGAUAUGAUUCCAUACAGCUAAGUAGGUGUAACUUUUUUGCCUUGUGAUGAUCAUGACUGAAUGUGCCUUAAGAGAACCGAACACUGUAGUACUUAAGUGUACUAAUUAAUAUACUCCCAAUGAAUACUUUGAUUGAAAACCA